AUGCGUGCCCCUCUCCUUCUCCUUCUUCUCUUUGCCACCUCAUCAUUAUGCUUCAAAAUUCUGGUCAGUGUUCCGAAGUUCGGUUACAGUCACAUGAAGACAAUGGGCAAGUUGGCAGAUAUUCUAGUGGAGAGUGGGCAUGAUGUGACCUUUUUGAUGCCAGUCGAUGUACCGAUCCCUCAAAAUGGAACUGAACUUGCAAAGGUCGUUUUGGUGCCGCCAACCGAUGAAGUCUCCCAAAUCAUGGAGACCUCCAUGAAAAGUGGAGCCGUCGCAAACCUCUGGACUCACUCCGCCAACUCGAAACAAGGAAUUAUGUGGUCAACUGAUAUGAUUGGCGCCGUUUCAUAUCAUAACACCAAAAGUAUGAUCAACAACAAGGCACUUGUUCAACAAAUGAAAGAUGAGAAAUUCGACAUUGGAAUCACUGAACUCUUUGAUUUCUCUGGCUUGGCAUUUUUUGAAGUCAUCGGUCUCAAAAACGUCAUCGGAGCUCAUACGACAAGUGUUUUCGAGGGGACUCUCAUGGCUACUGGUGCCCCGAUUCUUCCUUCUUUUGUACCCGGAUCUCAGACUUUUACCGAUGAUAGUGGAUCUAUUUUAUCUCGACUCAACAAUCUAUACAUGACAUAUUGGUCCUAUGAAUUCCAGAAUAAAAUUCAAGGAUUCGCUCAAAAAGCGCUAGAUGAACAUUACGGAAAGGCGAAGAGUCCGAAGAUUUGGAAUCUUGUCAAAGACAUCACUUGGUUCUUCGUAAACUCUGAUCCAAUCUUCGAUUUUCCCAAACCACUCCCACCGAAUAUAAUCGAAAUUGCUGGAAUUUCUGUAUCAAAAAUCCAUCCACUGGACAAGGAAUGGGAUGAGAUUCUCAACAAACGAUCGAAAAAUGUUCUUGUUUGUUUCGGAUCAAUCGCUUCGCCGACGACGAUGCCAGAAUCUGUGAAGAAGAGUAUCGUGGACACUUUUGCUGCAUUCCCCGACGUCACUUUCAUCUGGAAAUAUGAAGAUACUGAAUCUGGACUGACCGCUCAUCUCAACAAUGUUGAUAUAGUCAAGUGGAUGCCUCAAAAUGAUCUUUUGGCCGACAAACGAGUUUCACUAUUCUGGACUCACGGAGGAAUGGCAAGUCUAAUGGAAAGUGCUCAAAAGGGAGUUCCACUCAUCGUCGUUCCCAUAUUCGGAGAUCAAAUGAGAAAUGCACAAAUAGCGAAAAGACAUGGAGGAGCUGUGAUUUAUGAUAAAAUGGAGUUAGGCAAUUCGAAGAAAUUAAUUGGAGUUCUGAAAGAAGUGCUCGAAAAUCCAGAAUACAAAAAAUCAGCUGAUCUUCUCGCCCAGAUUCUUGCCACGGAUCGAGUGUCGCCUAAACAGAAAAUAAUUGAUACCAUUGAGUUGGCUGGAAGAUUUGGACAAAUGCCACGUUGGACUUCUGCUGGAAAAGAGUUUUCAAUGCUGAAAUAUUUCAAUUUAGAUCUGGUUCUUCUUUUCAUUUUUAUUGUUUUUUCUGUGGUACUUUCGGUCUUUUUAUUGAUUAGAAGGGUUCUUGUGAAGCUUGGUUUCUCUGGAAAAAAGGAGAAAUCGGAGUGA
Molecule: messenger RNA, 1584 nt
Organism: Caenorhabditis remanei
Lineage: Eukaryota; Metazoa; Nematoda; Chromadorea; Rhabditida; Rhabditidae
Exons: 7
Coding region: 1-1584 (527 amino acids)
Molecular function (GO): UDP-glycosyltransferase activity
Source: RefSeq, a predicted model, not a curated record